Messenger RNA from Gymnodraco acuticeps, 1412 nucleotides. Its product is annotated as gastrula zinc finger protein XlCGF17.1-like. The transcript has a single exon. Gene Ontology annotation, cellular component: nucleus. Gene Ontology annotation, biological process: regulation of transcription by RNA polymerase II. NCBI's taxonomy places the organism in Eukaryota, Metazoa, Chordata, Actinopteri, Perciformes, Bathydraconidae. The annotation marks the transcript as partial. Gene Ontology annotation, molecular function: DNA-binding transcription factor activity, RNA polymerase II-specific; RNA polymerase II cis-regulatory region sequence-specific DNA binding. The record is from RefSeq and is a predicted model, not a curated record.
ACGUCCAACUGGUGGAGGUUGAAGAAGAGUUUCCCCCUGAGACCCCCCCACACAUUAAAGAGGAACAGGAGGAACUCUGGAUCAGUCAGGAGGGAGAGAAGCUUCAAGGGCUGGAGGAGGAUGAUAACAGCAAGUCAACAUUCACUCCUGUCCCUGUGAAGAGUGAAGAUGAUGAAGAGAGACCUCAGUCCUCUCAGCUUCGUCAGAGACAAACAGAAGCUGAUGGAGAGGACUGUGGAGGACCAGAACCAGACAAGAACUCCGAUCCAGAGACACGUUUACAACCAGAGACUGAGGACAACCCUGGAGACUCUUCAGAACCUGACACUGAAGACAGUGCCGGUUGGAAGGAGACCAGAGAACCUCCGUCAGGUUCAAACUCUCGAGUCCCCGUCAGUGAUUCAAGGCGUAGUUCUGCAAAUAAACGCUGUAAAUGCUCUCAGUGCGGGAAAACAUUAAGCAAGAAGAGUGAUCUGAAUCGACACAUGCUAAUUCACACAGGAGAGAAACCCUUCAGCUGCGCACUGUGCAGUAAAAGGUUUAUCCGCAGGAGUCACGUGACGAGACACAUGCUAGUUCACAGCGGAGAGAAACCCUUCAGCUGUUCACUGUGCAGUAAAAGGUUUAUUCGCAGGAGUCAUGUGACGAGACACAUGGAAGUUCACACCGGAGAGAAACCAUUCAGCUGCUCAGUUUGUGGGGAAUCUUUUACACAAAGUGAACAUUUACAGAUUCACCUGAGAGUCCAUGAAGAAGAGAAACCAUUCAGCUGCUCUCUGUGUAGCAACAGAUAUACACAGAGGGGGGAAUUAAACCUUCACAUACAGGUUCACACCGGAGAGAAACCCCACGGCUGCUAACUGAGAAGUGGAAGAUAUUAGGCAUGUUUGAGAUGAGCUGCGUCUCGCCUCGAAAGUAGACGAGAAUAGCCGAUUGCAGCCGGGGGAGGUCUCAAAAAGCUCGCCUGAAGUCGGACAGCUCGGAGUCGGCUUGACUCGGUUUGCAAUGACGGAAAUUGCGUUGGCGUUCUUCGUUGCAGAUUAAGUGGAUGCAAUAGAAAUCCCACAAUUAGUAUAUCACUACAAAUGAAUGACUCAAGUGUCUGUUCAUUUAAAAAAAAAAAUCAAUACAAGGGGGGUUGAAUCCUACAUGUAAAAGACAGAACCACUACUUUUCAAAACUACUUCCGUCAGUGGUCUUGACCAGUUUGCAUUUAUGAAGAACGCACACAUGUGUUUAAUCGUUAAUGUCAGAUAUGUACUAAGUAAAUAAAUGUGUUCCUGAUCAAGAUUAGAUUCAACUUAUGUUAUUGCACAGAUUACAGGUACUGAGACAACGAAAUGCAGUUUAGCUUCUAACCAGGAGUGCAACAAGCAGUAAAGUGAAAAGUAAUGUACACAAUAGACAGAAUA